Messenger RNA from Camellia sinensis, 1299 nucleotides. RefSeq names its product L-ascorbate peroxidase 3. The record is from RefSeq and is a predicted model, not a curated record. Gene Ontology annotation, cellular component: chloroplast. Gene Ontology annotation, biological process: cellular response to oxidative stress; response to reactive oxygen species; hydrogen peroxide catabolic process. Lineage: Eukaryota; Viridiplantae; Streptophyta; Magnoliopsida; Ericales; Theaceae. Gene Ontology annotation, molecular function: heme binding; peroxidase activity.
GUCUCGUUUUCGAUAACUCUCUCUCUGUCUCUCUCUGUUUUUCGUUUCUUUUUUUGGUCUCCAAUCCAAUCAAAUCCACAUUUUCUUCGCACUCUAAUCAAUCGAUGCCAUACUCCAGUGUGUGAGUAAGUGAGUGAGUGAGUGAGUGAAGAGCUUCUUCAAUGGCGAUGCCAAUCGUCGACACGGAUUACCUCAAGGAAAUCGACAAAGCUCGUCGUGAUCUCCGCGCUCUCAUCUCCAUCAAGAACUGCGCUCCCAUCAUGCUCCGCUUAGCGUGGCACGAUGCUGGGACAUAUGAUGUGAACACGAAGACGGGAGGCCCUAAUGGCUCAAUUAGGAACGAGGAAGAGUACUCUCAUGGCUCAAACAAUGGUUUAAAGAUUGCAAUUGACUUUUGCGAGGAAGUAAAGUCUAAACAUCCAAAGAUUUCAUAUGCAGACCUCUACCAGCUUGCUGGUGUUGUUGCAGUUGAGAUCACUGGGGGUCCAACCAUUGACUUUGUUCCUGGUAGAAAGGAUUCAAAGAUCUCUCCGAAGGAAGGGCGACUUCCGAAUGCUACUAAAGGGGUGCCGCAUCUAAGGGACAUAUUCUACCGGAUGGGUUUAUCUGACAAGGAUAUUGUGGCACUGUCGGGGGGACACACUUUGGGAAGGGCACAUCCAGAGAGAUCAGGUUUUGAUGGCCUAUGGACUAAGGAGCCUCUGAAGUUUGAUAAUUCAUACUUCGUGGAGCUGCUGAAAGGAGAAUCAGAGGGGCUGUUGCAACUUCCAACGGACAAGGCUUUAUUGGAUGAUCCUGAGUUUCGUCGUUAUGUUGAGCUGUAUGCAAAGGAAGAGGACGCAUUCUUCAGAGACUAUGCAGUAUCACACAAGAAACUCUCCGAAUUAGGGUUUACUCCUAGUUCCCCUGGUUCCAGGGCAAUUGUGAAGGACAGUGCCAUAUUGGCACAAAGUGCCUUUGGUGUUGCUGUUACUGCUGCCGUGGUGGUCCUGACUUACUUGUAUGAAGUUCGAAAGAAGACAAAGUAAAAAAAGUAGAAGACUUCUACAAUCGCUCUAUUAAAUGUCUAUACAUUGAUAUCAAAUUAAUAUGAAUUAUUGCAAUGAGCAAUAUCUACCAGAAAAGGAGUUGGAUAAUUGAUAUUUUCAUUUUGGCAGCGGUCACAAUAAUACAUACUGAAUGGAAAUAGUUCCCAUGUUGUGGUAAACAUUGGAUUACAUGGAUGAGAUAUGUGUUUGUUAUGAUUAGGUUUUUAAUUCCCUUAUUCUGAAAAGCCUGUGGGCAUUGAAAUCUAUUGAA